This is a messenger RNA of Scheffersomyces amazonensis, 1492 nucleotides long. It is a transcript of the gene MSS51, whose product is annotated as Mss51p. Bases 138 to 1418 code for a protein of 426 amino acids. Gene Ontology annotation, biological process: mitochondrial respiratory chain complex IV assembly. The transcript has a single exon. The record is from RefSeq and is a predicted model, not a curated record. NCBI's taxonomy places the organism in Eukaryota, Fungi, Ascomycota, Pichiomycetes, Serinales, Debaryomycetaceae.
CGAAAAUUCUACUGUAGAUUGGGUUUUAGCUUAAUUUAAUAGUCACUAAUCUUUCACUAACUCUAUCAAUCAAUUAGAGAAAUACUGGAGACUUUUUUUAAACAAACAGUCAAUCUAGAGGCGUAAAAAAGGUAGUGAUGUUAAGCGUAAGUGGAUUAACACCAUGGGUAAUUAGAUCAAGUAAAACUUGUUCAAUUACUAAGGUAAGAAAUCUUUCAUUUUUUUGGAAACUUUUAGCAUUAGAUAAACCUGAAUCUAAAGAAACAGAAAGACAUUUAUAUAAUUGGGAUGAUUCACCUUAUGAAACAAUUAGGACUAGAGCUGCAUAUAUAAGAACAAAAGCUCUUUGUCCUGUAACUCAUAAACCAGUUAAUUUUGUAUGUCCAAUUAGUGGAAUUCCAACUCAUUAUAAUGAAGAAGCAUGGAGAAAUGAUACUGAAUAUCAUAAAAAGAAAACUUAUGAAUUAUUAAAAAAAGUUAAUCUUUAUGAACAUGAUAUAAGAUCUGGUAGAGUAUUUGAAGAAUUUACAUUUCCAAAUGAACAAACUCAUGAAUUUAUGAUUAAUUUAUCAAAUUGGGAUACAUUCUUUUAUACAAGAGAUUUCCCUCCAAUGAAUACAGAAUUUAAUUUAGCAGCAGCAACUAAAAUUUUAACUUAUCCAAUUUCUAUAGGAGCAGUAUUAUAUAAAUCUUCACCUUAUGGUCAAGUACCAAAAGGUCCAGUUACAAUUGAAGGGUUAAGAUCUUUAGCUGCUUUAAAAUAUAUUUUAUAUCCUCCAUAUACAAGACAUUCUGAAAAUGGAGUUACAUUUAAAGAAAGAGCUAUGAGAAUAUUUAUACUUGGUGCAAAACUGGAAUCUUUAGUACCAGGAUUUGUUUGGAAACAAUUUGGUUAUUUAUUUCCUGAAAAUAAAUUUGAAAUUCAUUUUAUAGGUCCAGAAGCUUAUUUUGAUAGAGAAUCAAAAACUUUUGGACCAACUAAUGUACCUCAUGGUCGUCCAUUAGUUGAAAGAGUUGAUGAACAAAUUACUUUACAUUAUCAUACAAGAUAUUUUCAUGAAGUUUAUGAAAUGGGAGAUUUAUUCCCCUUUGAUCCAUAUUUAGAUAUAUUCUUUUUAUUUCAUCCAGGAUUUACUACUGCUGAUAAAAUAUAUUGGGAUAAAGCUAUGAAAGGUUUAUUAGAUUCUAAAUGUCCAAUAUAUAUAACUGCUUAUCAUGAAAAGGAUAUGGCAAGAGAAAUUCAAUAUUUAGAAAAUCAUGAAUUACAUGAUGAAAUGGAUGUAUUAAUGAAUCCAACUAAUAAUUUAUUUCCAUGUACAAAGAUUGAAUUAGUCGAUACUAAUCCAACAGAAACUUUUAAUAUGAAUAGUCAAAUCUAUGCCUUUAGAGGUAAAAGAUAUCAUGCUAUUAAAACAUGAUAUAUGUACAUAAUAGUCUAAGACACUUGUAUAUACUCAAACCAUUGGUAAUAAACAUUUACUUCUGUCAUUAA